AUGCGCAAUCCCUCUGAGAAAACCAACGUGAACGAGAACAAUGUCUACUUUGGCACAGACUCGCUGAAGAAAUACUUCGACCCGGACUCUCAGCCUCCUCUGCCUCUGGUAGAGUUGCCGCCUCAUCUGAACCCAUAUCAUCAAGAUGGGGUGCGGAUCUAUGCCAAAAUGAUGACCAUGCACCCGGCCAACAACGUCAAGGCCAUGCCAGCAUUGAACAUGCUCGAAUCCAGCGUUGUACCUGGCAAGACAGAUAGGAUCAUCGAAUACAGCUCCGGAUCCACGGUGAUCUCCAUGUCGAUGAUUGCCCGAGUGAUGCACGGCGUGAAUGACACCCGGGCAUUCCUGAGCAACAAGACCAGCGAAGCGAAACUGAAGCUGAUGCAAUUCUUCGGUCUCGACAUUACCUUGUUCGGUGGACCAUCCCAGCCGGAGCCAUUGGACGAGCGUGGCGGGAUCCAGAAUGCCCGCCGACUCGCGUUGGGAUCGGAGCAUAUCGUCAAUCCCAAUCAAUACGAGAACGACCACAACUGGCAGUCUCAUAUCCGAUGGACCGGGCCCCAGAUUUACAAGCAGCUGCCUGAGAUCAACGUCCUCUGCGCUGGCAUGGGCACAUCUGGGACUAUGACUGGACUUGGAACAUAUUUCAAAGACGUGAGGCCAUCUGUCUACCGACUCGGUGUUUGUACCGCCCCUGGUGACCGAGUUCCGGGUCCGAGGUCAUAUGCUCUCAUGCGCCCUGUCGAGUUCCCCUGGAAGACAGCUGUGGAUACCAUUGAGGAAGUUGGAUCGACGGAAUCGUACACUCUGUCUUUGAACCUCUGCCGAGAAGGAUUGAUCUGCGGUCCAUCAUCGGGGUUCAACCUUCAAGGACUGUUCCAGAUGUUGGCAAAGCACAAGGCUGCGGGGACAAUGCCUAAGCUUGCAGGACCCGACGGCACUAUUCACUGCGUCUUCCUCUGCUGUGACCUACCAUACCAGUACAUUGACGAAUACUUUGACAAGCUGGGAGAGCAGCCAUUCCACCCAAUUCGAAACAAGAAUUUGACAAAAGUCGACCUUCACCGAUACGAUGAAAGCUGGGAGCGAGAAGCCCUGGAAGUUCUGCCACACUUCUACGCCUCCCCACGCCCCCUUGCGCAGAGCCUCCUGAGCGAAAUCGUGCUCCAACCACAAAACCGCGUUCUGGACCUGCGACAAGCGGAAGAUUUCCACGCGUGGCACCUUCCCGGGUCCCUGAACGUGCCGUUGUCCAGUGUGGGGCCGCAUACCGCAUCACCGUUUUCAGAUCCGACGCUGUUGGAGGCGCAAUGGGUGGAGCUGGUGAAGAUCUUCGAUGACGUAGUUUCAGAUCUUGGUAGACAUCACGUUCUUGUGGUAUGCUACGAUGGUGAUUCGGCACGCGUGGCCACCAGUGUGCUCAGGGCAAAGGGCGUUGAAGCAGACAGUGUGCGUGGAGGUUAUCGUGCACUGCGUUUGUAUGAGGGGAAUGAGUUUGUUUCUACCAAGGUUCCUGUGACUGUUUCUGUUGCUGUGCCCCUGGAAUAG
Penicillium bovifimosum is the source of this 1548-nucleotide messenger RNA. Its product is annotated as putative cysteine synthase B. The record is from RefSeq and is a predicted model, not a curated record. Gene Ontology annotation, cellular component: cytoplasm. The transcript has 3 exons. Lineage: Eukaryota; Fungi; Ascomycota; Eurotiomycetes; Eurotiales; Aspergillaceae. Gene Ontology annotation, molecular function: cystathionine beta-synthase activity; cysteine synthase activity. The coding region runs from base 1 to 1548 and encodes 515 amino acids.